AUGCCGAGAAGAAGAGACUCCUCGAUUCAAAGAGAAACAUGGUGGCGGACAACACUGAAAGAAACUCCAAACCCAGGUACCUACACAGUACGAGACUUUAUUCAAGAAUCCCUCUCAAACCCGGUGCACAAUACAUACAAUUUUAAAGGCCAAGGUAGAAACAAAAUGUGUUUGGUGGAACCGAAAAGGGACAUGACGCUGCCCGAUAUACCCAAGUACCUGCCUCCAAACUUUGUGGAUCUCAUCAAAAAGCAGAUGGCUUCUUACUCCUUCAAAGAUACUCCAAGGCAAACCCCCAACAAACUGUGUCUCAAAGAUGAGACAAUUGAUAUUGCACCAGGGCAAUAUAAUAUUGGUCCAGCACCAGUUCCCAAAUUCCUUGCCAGGAACUAUGUAUUCCGUUCUACUGUUGAAAGGUUUCCAACAUAUUAUUUUAUUCCUAAAGAAGGACCAGGACCAGGUCACUAUGAUAUCAAAGUAUCCGAGUCACAUCCUAUUACUUCCUGUUUCCAAUCCAAAGUGCCUAGAUUCGUGCCACUUCGUUCAAAAACACCAGGCCCAGGAACUUACACAGGGACCAAAGAAAAGUCCACGCAGUCACGAAUUAUUGCCAAGUUGGGCCGAGAACAUAGCCUUUUCUUCAACAAUACAAUUGGUUUUUGA
This is a messenger RNA of Gracilinanus agilis (Agile Gracile Mouse Opossum), 663 nucleotides long. RefSeq names its product sperm-tail PG-rich repeat containing 4 (gene STPG4). The coding region runs from base 1 to 663 and encodes 220 amino acids. The record is from RefSeq and is a predicted model, not a curated record. Gene Ontology annotation, molecular function: chromatin binding; histone binding. Gene Ontology annotation, biological process: epigenetic programing of male pronucleus. The transcript is spliced from 7 exons. Gene Ontology annotation, cellular component: female pronucleus; germinal vesicle; male pronucleus. Lineage: Eukaryota; Metazoa; Chordata; Mammalia; Didelphimorphia; Didelphidae.